AUGUCGUCAACAGACCCAAACACAGCCGAGGCAGCGCAGGCAGCUGCAGCAAAGGCCUUCCAGGAGUUCACCGUUGAGGCCUUUACGCUCCUUGCGAUAGGUCUGUGCUUCACAGUCCUCCGAACGGCUGCCCGCAUCAAGAUUGUCGGCGUCAAGGGGCUACGAUGGGACGAUAUACUGGUCUGGGUUGGCACGAUAUGCCAUGCCGCUGAGACGGGCCUGGCCUACUCGGUCGGCCAUGCCGCACAUGGGCUUGCCAACAACGGCAUGACAGAUGCUCAACGGGCAGCUCUCCGCCCGGACAGUCCGGAAUACCAGACAAGGGUUCUUGGGUCAAAGAUCCAAAUCGCCGGCUGGUCGACGUAUUCGGUCCUGCUCUGGUCCCUGAAGCUGUCGUUGCUUAUCUUUUACCGGCGCUUGACCACCGGCGUGGGCACGCAGUACCGGAUCCGAGUUAACAUUGGCUUCGGCUUCCUCGCCGCCAGCUUUGUUGCCAUCACCACCAACCUCUACCUGGCCUGCCGCCCGUUCCACAAGUAUUGGCAGAUCAACCCGGAUCCAGGAAAUGUCUGUCAGCCUGCCAUAUCGAACCAGGUCGUCUGGAUGUAUCUCGCCUUCAAUGUGUCGACAGACCUGUACUUGCUCUCGAUCCCGCUGCCCAUGCUGUGGGCGUCGGCUCUCAAGCCUGUGAAGAAGGCCGGCUUGAUGGUGGUCUUUGGCGGCGGACUGCUGGUCGUUGCAUUUGCCAUCUUGCGCUGCGCCAUGAUUUUCUUGGACCCCGUCAACGGCGCGCAACUCGCCGGCUCCUGGGCCGUCCGCGAGACCUUCGUCGCCGUCGUGACGACCAACCUGCCCAUGAUUUUCCCGGCCUUCAAGAUCUGGCUGGCGCCGCUCAUCACAUCGCUCCGCAGCACGAUGUCAUCACAGAAACUGACGGCCAACAACAACAAGACCCCCAACGGCGGCCUCGGCGGCAGCCGCGAGCUGCGCACCUUUGGGGCGGGUCGGAGCUCCCUCAGGGCUGCUGGCAACCGCCGCCGCGGAGAACCGCCCACGCUGUACAACGUCACGGCCGUCACGGCCACGCUGAACGAGAGCGAAGAGCGCAUCAUGGUCCAGAUGCAAGAUGGCAAGGCGGGGAGCGAUUCGGACGGGGAUACCCAGCCGGGAAGGAAUCGCAGUAUUCGCCAGCAUAUGGAGGUUUCGGUUGUGAGCGAGGAGGUGGAUGCUAAUAAUCUGCCGAAGGCUCCGAGGCUUUGGUGA
Molecule: messenger RNA, 1263 nt
Organism: Parathielavia appendiculata
Lineage: Eukaryota; Fungi; Ascomycota; Sordariomycetes; Sordariales; Chaetomiaceae
Exons: 5
Coding region: 1-1263 (420 amino acids)
Source: RefSeq, a predicted model, not a curated record